AUGACUGAAGGUUGCGUUGGAACUACUGUCAAUCAAGGCCCGGCUGAAGUUGCCUCCGUCUUUUUGGGCCCUAAUCUCAAAAUAGUUGGGCCACCUUCUUCUGAAACCUACACGCCUGCACACAAUCGUCUUCGCCUUUGUCUCAAGGAAUUCCUUAGCCGAUCCUAUGACGCUCUUUGCACAAACCGGAAUUUAGUUGGACCUGAUCAACUCGAAUAUCAACGUGAACUAGAACGAAAUUUCGGACACCUCAAGUUGGUCAUGGAACCACUUCUUCAGGCUCCCCGUUUUACUUUUCCGGACCCCAUAUCCUUGCACCUCUCUUACAACUCUCAAUCUUCUAAUUCAGGCCACUUUCGGGGCCCUACUAUCAAGCCCAAUCGACUUGCCACUUUGGCCACUGGGCGUAUAGCUCCGUUGGCCAAUGAAGAGACAGAAGGUUAG
This is a messenger RNA of Protopolystoma xenopodis, 444 nucleotides long. The record is from the annotation of a GenBank genome assembly. Lineage: Eukaryota; Metazoa; Platyhelminthes; Monogenea; Polystomatidea; Polystomatidae.